This is a messenger RNA of Gastrolobium bilobum, 615 nucleotides long. RefSeq lists its product as uncharacterized. The transcript has a single exon. Bases 1 to 615 code for a protein of 204 amino acids. The record is from RefSeq and is a predicted model, not a curated record. NCBI's taxonomy places the organism in Eukaryota, Viridiplantae, Streptophyta, Magnoliopsida, Fabales, Fabaceae.
AUGGAAAAUACGGAUGGUUGGACUCCAAAAGAAUUAUUUUACAGUGAACACAGAAAGUUAUCUGAAAAAGCUUCAUCUGAACUGAUCGACAUUGUAAGUAAUCUCCUAGUUGUGGGAACUCUUAUUAUGACGUUAGGGAUGACCGGAGCUCUCACCAUUCGUAAUAUCGAUGCUAAAAAGACUCCUUUUUUAGAGCCUAAGAUAUGGUACAGUAUAUUUAUUCUGUCAGUUGGAUUUGGAGUAAGCUCCUGUGCACUAUCGAUGCUCCUCUUCACUUCAGUUAUGAUCCCUUCAAUCAUUAAGACAAAUGUAGGUUUUUUCUUCUCCCGGCUAAUAAGGAGUAUGAUGGGGUGUUUGUUACUGUAUGCAUCUCUGGCAAUCAUGGGUAGCGCUUCUAUUAUAUCUGGUGCGGUUUUGGUCUACGGCUUCUUGCCCAAUUGGACCUUCCAUGUUAUUGCUGCGUUUAUUGGUAUUCCAGCGAUCUUGUCUUGUCACAUUUUCUAUCAUUCUUUGCAGUAUGCUAAACACGUAAUGCUAGCCUUUUGCGAGGAAGCUGCAAUGGGAAUAUUGUCAAGAAUGAGGAUUAAGUGGGUUCCUUUUUACCUUCCUUAUUGA